UAUACCCCUAAAAAUAGAGGAGUUCCGAAAAGACUCCGAAUGAAAGUACUAACAAAAGUUUUUCGGACUCAACUUUCACUUCGACUUCUCAGCAGAAUAGCCUACACAGUAGUGAACAAAAUAACAGUUAGAAUGAGCAUAACACCAAGUGAAUAUGGAUCGUGGAGGUCACCAAUUACAAGUAAAAUUGUUUCUGAAAGUAGUGUGAAAUUUCAAGAAGUUCAUGUAGACAGCUGCCCAGAAAACGCCGAUACGGUUUAUUGGGGAGAAUUAAGAUUUGAUGAAGGAGGUCGAAUUGUAGUGUGUUCACAGAAAGUAGGUGAGGAUAAAAAUAUGUCCUGGACACCAAAAGAUUACAAUGCUAGGACCAGAGUACAUGAAUACGGUGGAGGAGCUUUCUUUGUCAACAACAAAGUAGUCUAUUUCUCAAAUUAUAAAGACCAGCAGAUGUAUUCUCAGAGUUCCCCUGAUGAAGCCCCCCAGCUCAUUACUAAAGGUGAAAAAACAUGGAGAUAUGCUGAUGGGUCAUUUAAUGCUAAGACGAGUAAAAUCUACUGUGUGAGAGAGGAUCAUAGUGUUGUAGAAAGCAAGACGGCUAAAGAACCUGUUAAUACAGUAGUAACAAUAGAUCCUGUUACCAAGCAACAAUUUGUUUUGGCAGAAGGAGCAGAUUUUUACAGUAGCCCAAGAGUAUCACCUGAUGGUAAAAAGAUAGCAUGGGUACAAUGGAACCAUCCUAAUAUGCCCUGGGACAGUACAGAACUAUGGACAGGUGACUUGUCAGCUGCAGGAGAUGCUGUGUCUAAUCCCAAAAAGAUAGUUUCUGGUACUGACAUAAGUGUAAUGCAGCCUUCUUGGACACCAAACAAUGAGCUACUAUAUAUUGGUGAUCAAACUGAAUGGUGGAAUCUUUAUCAUGUCAAUGCUAAUGGUGACCACACUAAUUUGUUACCUAGAGACAAAGAAACUGGAGGCCCACACUGGGUCUUUGCUUUUUAUGGUUAUGCAGUAGAUCCAAAAGGAAAUGGUAAAAUAGUAUUGAAUUCUGGGAGUGAACUUGGUGUGUUAAACAUGAAAACUAAAGAAUACCAGAAACUUGACACAGGAUUUACAAGUCAUGUUUGUAUGAACCUGACAGCAGACGGUCAUGUGUAUUGUGUAGCAGGAAGUCCAACAAAGUUUGAAUGUGUCAUUAGAAUUAAUCUGGAAACCAAAGAAGUAAAGGUCCUUCAAGAAUCGAAGUCAUUAGAUAUGGACACAGGUUAUUACAGUAUUCCAGAGGAAAUUAGCUGGAAAACAACAAAUGAUGAUGUGUCAUACGGAUAUUUCUAUCCUCCCAAAAACAAGGACUUUGUAGCACCUGAGGGUACAAGGCCUCCAUUGUUGGUUCAAGUACAUGGUGGACCAACAUCUCAAACAUCCAAUGUUUUGAGUUUGAAAAAACAAUAUUUUACAUCACGUGGAUUUGGCGUACUAGAUGUAAACUACAGGGGUAGCACUGGUUAUGGUAAAACAUACAGACACAAACUGAGGGCAAAAUGGGGAGUAUGUGAUAUAGAUGACUGUUGCUUUGGUGCCUUAUAUCUUGGUGAUAUUGGACGAGUAGAUGAAAAAAAAUUAUGUAUAGAUGGAGGAUCGGCAGGAGGAUAUACAACACUAGCAUGUUUAACAUUCAAAAAUGUAUUUAAAGCAGGAGCAAGUCAUUAUGGGAUAGGUGACCUUGAAGCUUUAGCAGGAGAUACACACAAGUUUGAAAGUCGUUACCUUGACAACCUGAUAGCACCAUAUACUGGUGAUGGCAUAAAGAUAUACAAAGAGAGAUCACCUAUUAAUUACAUCGGAAAACUAGAUUGCCCUAUUGCUUUAUUCCAGGGUGAUGAGGAUAAGAUUGUUCCACCAAAUCAAGCAGAAAUGAUGUACAAGGCAGUGAAAGAAAAGGGUAUUCCUACCAUGUAUGUUUUGUUCGAAGGUGAACAACAUGGAUUCCGUAAAGCAGAAAAUAUCCAAACAGCAUUGGAUGGUGAAUUCUACUUCUUUUCUAAAGUGUUUGGUUUUAAAGCAGCGGACAAUGAUAUCAAGAUUCCAAUAGCAAAUUUAAAGUAAACUGUUUGGAAAAAUACAUGAAAGAACCAUUGAGGCAGCAUUGAGUAUUUUCCCUAUUAAAUAGGAACUUUGUCACAAGUAGUUUGUGUUCUAGAUUUAAGUUGUUAUCUUUAGAAUUUUAGACUUUCGUUCUGAUUUUUGUUUAUUAGAUGCAUUUUUAUUUUUUAUUGGUUAAGUUUUUUUCUGGUUACCGUGUAACUCUAUUGUUAAUGAAAAAAAAAGUAUGUUUUGCAUUUUUUCCUUACUUCUGUUUUAGUGCAAUAAUACUGCAAUAAGUUCUAUUUUUCAUACUUCUGUUUAAGUGCAAUAAUACUGCAAUAAGUUCUAUUUUUCAUACUUCAGUUAACCUUUACAAAGCAGAAUUUUGUAGUUUCCUGGAAGAUUAUGUUAGACAUUAAAAUGAUUAUUUUCCACCUAAACCGUCUGCUAAAAUUAGGUGUAAUUUACAAUUCAAACUGUGGCAUACCUUUCAGUUAGGAAUCUUUAAAAGGAGAUCACAUGACAACUGUAUCAUGGUUUACUGAAUUUACUUAAGUAAAAGGUCUAAAUUGUCCUUGGAUUCCAUUCUCAUAAAUUCACUAGAAUACUUGUAUUAUUUUGUCAGAGUAUACAUUUUUAAUACAGAUAGAUCACUUUGACUUGAACUGAGUUCAAUUUUUGAUUGUACGAAAUAUUUCCACUUAAAAAAUUGUUUGUGUUUUUUUUUUAAUUUCAUUGUUUUACAUACAGUUUUUAAAAAUGAAUAACAAAAAGUUAUAUAAAUUCGUAUCUUUUAAUAUUUUAGUAUAAGUAUAUCAACUACAGUUUAAGUUUUAUUAACACUAGUGCAGUCUGAAUUCUUGAGUUCAUUUUUCUGUACUUAGUAUUUAUUGUCAUUUUUCUGUACUUUGUAUCUACUGUCAAGUAACUUUGUACCAGGAUGCAUUUGAGCUAGCUUGUCAGUUGCCAUACUGAAAGAUGAUAACCACAAGUUGUUCACUAUGAUCUGUGUUUCUUAGUCAGUUUUAAGUACAUAAUGGACUGGUGUAACUUAGUUAGAAGCUUAUUCUGCUUAUUAUCAUGACUUUAUCGUUAUAUAUUGACAGGCUUGGGAGAUUUGGUAAGUCAACUCUGUAGUUAUUGAUUAUUAUGCAUUUCAGCAUUUCAGUACUUAUAUACUUGUGUUGGAUCUAACUUUACAAAAACUUAACAUAAAAGUGCAAUAAGGGAGAAAAGAGUUAUGUACAAACAUUGUAAUGUAUUUAUUAUGCUGCUCUUGACAUCAAUAUAGCAGAAAUUAAAUGUAAUUAUUUGUUUCUUUCAACACAUUCUGUUUGUAUUAAUGUAUUGAUGUGUAUCCAUCCCUUUUUUUUUAUUGUCUAUCUGUUUACCAACUAUUUAAAUUUAGGGUCACUGUUGUUCAAUAAUUAAUGACAAUAGCACAAACAAAUAUUGUUACAGUAAAUGUGGUUUUUCUUUUCAUGGAUACCUACAUCAGAAACACAAAAUUCUAAAUGACCAGGCUGCAUGUUGUUAUGGUCAUUAACCUAAACAUUUCUUAGUACAAAAUGAUUCUUAAAAUCACUUUUUAGCUCACCUUGCCUGAAGGGCCAAAUGAGCUUUUCUCAUCACUUGGCGUCCGUCGUCGUUUACUUUUACAAAAAUCUUCUCCUCUGAAACUACUUGGCCACAAUCAUCAUUGGGGUAUCUAGUUUAAAAAAUGUGUCCGAUAAUCCCGUCUGCCAACCAAGAUGGCCGACAUGGCUAAAAAUAAAAGAUAGGGGUAAAAUGCAAGUUUUUUCUAUUAUUUUGAAAAUCUUUAUAAAUAGAGAAAAUCUGACGGGACCGAAAUGUGCAGAAUGUUGAGCUUAACCAAUUGUUCAUAUACGCCAAAACUGUCAGAAGACUCCUUAUAGGAGUUAUUGCCCUUAAAUGACAAAUUUUACCAUUUUUUUUAAUUUUUGCCUAUUAUCUUGAAAACUAUAAUAAAUAGAGAGAAACUUUCAAUUUCAAAAAUGACCAGCAAGACAAGUUCUACAAAUAAAUCUACUCCUUCUUAGAGUUAUUGCCCUAUGAUGAAGAUUUUUACCAAUUUUUUGCGUUUUUGCCUUAUAUCUUAGAAAAUAUAAUAGAUAGAUAGAAACUUAAAUAACUCCUUUUUGGAGUUAUUGCUAUUUAAUGAUGACUUUUACCAAUUUUUUUUGCAUUUUACCUUAUAUGAUAAAAAUUAUAAUAGAUAAAUGGACACUUUAAAUCACAAAAAUGAUCAGUAAGGCAAGAUCUACUAAUAAGUCAAAUUUUGUCAAUAUAGUUAGUAGACUGUCAUGCUUUAUAGGAGUGAUUGCCCUUAAAUGAGAAUUUUUUUUACCCUCCUUUGUGUUUUGAGCAAAAACUAAAGAAGAUUGAGAGAAACUAAACAGACUAAAUGGUCAGCAAUACAAGAUCAACAUAACAGAGAUUUCUGUCAUGAAUUCUAUUCUCAUCUACAAUGUUGGAGAGUGUCCUUUGUUGAAUAUGCACAUAGACCAAGGUGAGCAACACAGGCUCUUUAGAGCCUCAAGUUUGUGUUCCUUGCAGUUUUUUUUUUUUUUAUAAAACCAGCAGUUUACAAUCUUCAGCAUGUGACUUUCAAAACAUGACCAUUAUAUUAUUGUGUCCAGGGCAUGUUGUCUGGAUGCUUAAGUGUAAUAUACAUUUGUAUGUUACUCCAUAUAAAGAUAAAAGGUGAGGUAUGAUUGUCAAUGAGACAACUAUCCAUAGACCAAAGAACAAAGAUGUUAACAAUUACAGGUAACUGUACGGUCUUCAACAAUGAGCAAAGCCCUUAUUUUAAAGUUAUAAUUUCUGUCUUCUGCAUAGUAAUAAAUACUGAAUUGUAGUUUGAACAUAAUUCUAUGGGGUAACAUUUUUAUAAUUUUUUAUAUUCGACUGUUAUUUUUCAUUACCUUGUUGUCUGUGUUAAGUUUUCAUACUGUUUUGGAUGUCACCUAUUACCUUUACAAUUUAAGUUGCCUUGCUGAUCAUUUUUGCAAUAUGAAUGUAUGUUAAAAUACACACUUUUCUUUCAAAAAGAAACAUGCCAUCAACAUAUACUUAAAAGUAAGGAAUUGAAUGUUUAGGACCUCAGAUAUGCAUUAGACUUGAAUUCACAUGCUAUGUAGUAACAUUAUUUGCUGCUUUACAUUGUUUUUGUUUGUUCUGGUAACUCUUUUUUCUGUAUUUCCUUUAUUUAAUCAGAAAAUUUGAAGUAAAUUUCUUAUUUAAUUGGUUCUUAAAAGACAGAUAUUCUCUUCAGUCUGUUGUAGUUAUCUUUAAAGUAUAUCAGAUAAUCAAAAGUCAAAAGAUGCACACCUUGACCUCAUUAAAAGACAGCCUUUUCAUAGUAUUUUCUUAUGAUAAAGAUUUUCAUUCCAGUAUUUACAUUCCUUGUGAUAGAGAUGUUCAUUCCAGUAUUUACAGUACAAUAUUUUUUAACAGCACUGUUUUUUUGUAAUAGAAUUAGGAAUUAAAUUUACUUGUUACUUUUGUAAACAGAAGUGUGAUGUGGUGUAGUAAAUGAUAAAAAAACAAAUGUAUGUACAUGUAUUUAUGACCAAGUGUAGCUGAUCUAAUAAAACAAAAUUUAUUUGUUG
Mytilus californianus (California mussel) is the source of this 5714-nucleotide messenger RNA. RefSeq lists its product as uncharacterized. Bases 40 to 2103 code for a protein of 687 amino acids. The transcript has 13 exons. NCBI's taxonomy places the organism in Eukaryota, Metazoa, Mollusca, Bivalvia, Mytilida, Mytilidae. The record is from RefSeq and is a predicted model, not a curated record. Gene Ontology annotation, molecular function: serine-type peptidase activity. Gene Ontology annotation, biological process: proteolysis.